Molecule: messenger RNA, 1362 nt
Organism: Theobroma umbraticum
Lineage: Eukaryota; Viridiplantae; Streptophyta; Magnoliopsida; Malvales; Malvaceae
Product: protein POLYCHOME-like
Biological process (GO): negative regulation of ubiquitin protein ligase activity; regulation of nuclear division
Cellular component (GO): nucleus
Source: RefSeq, a predicted model, not a curated record
UUUUCAUUUUGAAAAAUUUGCCAAACUCGCCUCUCCCUCAAACAACAAAGCGCUCUCUCUCACUUUCUCUCUGUCCCCUUUUAUCUUCUGCUGAGAGACCCUUCAUCACCGUCAAACCGUAUCAAGAAAACCCCAUUUCUUCCAGAGUCAGUUGAAACUAUGCAAUGGCAGAUUCAAGAGACAGAAUCACGAGAGCCGUUGAUAUAGCAGAAGUCUUCGCUCGAAGACGGUCUGGACCUUUGGGGAUUCUCUCCGAUGAAGCACAGGAGUUGUUAGCCUCCCCUGUUCAACGACCGGUCACUCGUAGGCCAACGGGUGUUGCUGUAACUACUUCUACGUCGCGUGGUGGAGGGCUCCGCAGGGGUAGCAGUUUUGACCCAAGAUCCGGAAUUAGAAUUGGCCGUAAUCUGUACCGAUCGCCGGCUCCUGGAAGAGAGAAUGCUCUGGUGAGCAUGGGGCGUGGACGGGGUCGACUUACGGGCAGUGUGUUACCUUCUUGGUACCCUAGAACUCCUCUCCGUGAUAUUACUGCUGUUGUAAGGGCCAUUGAAAGGAGGAGAGCUCGUUUAGGAGAAGGCGAAGGCCAAAUACUUGAGAGCCCAAUGUCUCAAGACGAGAGGGUUCUUAAUUCAAAUAUAUCAUCAGGUGUUCAACUCGAGCACAAUUUCUCCACUCCAGCUUCAACUGCCAGAAUGAAGCCUUGCCCUCAAUCAGUCCGUAAUGUGUCAAAGAUUUUGCUUAAUGUCACGAAUCAGAAUGGUGAGGAAUCAGAGAUUCUUACACCCCAAAAGAAACUCUUGAACUCAAUUGAUACUGUAGAGAAAGCUGUGUUGGAGGAAUUACAGAAAAUGAAGAGGACUCCCAGUGCCAAGAAAGCAGAAAGACAAAUGAAAGUCCGCACACUGAUGUCAAUGCGUUGAUGUUUAGUGCAUUAUGCAACCACAAGGAUUGGGAAGACAGCAUCAGUUAGAACAACUGGGAGGCUAGAGAUUGAAAGCCACCUUGCAGCGGGAAGCUGGCUAAUCAUCCUCUGAUGAUAUGUUCACGUUGUUGAACUCGAACACCAGAUAGCAUAGAUACUUUCUAUCUUCUUUUACAGUUUGACAUAUUACUAAAUGACUCACUAUAGGAUCAUUGCCAAUUUUCCUUCAAUCCUCGCUGAAGGCCCUGGUAGAAGAUUGGUAAGCAAUCUUGUUUUUCUCUCCUUCAUUUUUUGAAGGGACCAGUGUAGGAAUAGAAGGAUUUGUUUCAAAAUCAUGUAGAUAUACAACUUGUUUGGACAUGCUUCACAUUUUUUCUUGGCUCUAUGUUCAUGUUACCAUCACCAUGUACUGAUCAAGUAUCAUAAGAAUGGAUUUUAAC